Molecule: messenger RNA, 624 nt
Organism: Monoraphidium neglectum
Lineage: Eukaryota; Viridiplantae; Chlorophyta; Chlorophyceae; Sphaeropleales; Selenastraceae
Exons: 3
Coding region: 1-624 (207 amino acids)
Source: RefSeq, a predicted model, not a curated record
AUGUUGGAGUUCUACCAACAGAUUCUGAGCCGCGAGCUGCUGCUCAAGCUCAAUGUGAAGAGCAUCAACGAGCUGCCGCGACUACGACGACUCAACCUGGCUAUACAGGCAAAGGACGUUGCCGGCGGGCCAUUUGUCGAGAAGUGGCAGCUCCUGCUGCACGCGCUGGGCCUCGAGAUCGUGAGCGGCCGCCCGGCCACCUUCUCCCAGCCCGUCAGCCGCCACUACCGCCAGCGCGGCGCCGUCACCGGCGUCCACGUCACCCUGAGCGACGCCGCCGCGCACGACGCGCUCGAGAAGAUAGUCUACCUCCUGCUGCCCUCCCAGAGCGCGUUUGAGGGGCUGCUCGUCCGCCAGCUGGACAAGGCCGGCCACAUCCACUUCAAAAUCAGCUCAAUGUCCAACCUCCCAGAUUUCGCGGAGAUGUAUGAGACGUUCGAGAACCUGGGCAGCCUGGACGUGAAUCUGGUGCUGAGCGGCGUCGCGAAGCGGCCCGGGCGCAGCCGCGUGCUGCUGACCGGGCUGCAGCUGCCGGUGCUCGCGCGGCGGCACCAGGUCGGCGCCGCGGACGGCGCGGGGGGCGGCGGCGGCGGGUUGGAGGUGGAGGGCGGCGAGGAGGUGUGA